CACGACUUUCAUCAAAACCAUCGUCUUCAUCACAACGUAAGCCCAAUUUCCACCGGUGACUGUCCCGAGAUAAUGCAGUGAUGGAACCGUGUGGCCCACAAAAAAAUUUCAACAAUUUUCUAACUUUGCCGUUAAUCCGAAUCGGACCCUCAUCAAGGAUCCAUCACUGGGAGUCAUCAACUUACGACCGCGGUUCCGUAGGUACUAUGUGGUUGACCGUUGACCCUCAUCCUCGCUGCUCCACAGCUUGGCCCUUGGGUCGCACACUAGGGGAUAAGGGUUUCGGUCCGGUGAAGCGAAGGUCUUCAGCAUUACUCAAAGUUUCGGUCUACAGUAAGUGUGUAAUAGUUCUGUGGGUGCGAUAUCCAUACUCUUUUUUGGACGUGCAUUUCAUAUUCAUAUCUAUCCUGAUCUGGAUUUCUCCGCUACGAUUGCGGCUACUAGCGUCGAAGUUUGAUAUGCUACCCGACCUACCCGUUGUUCGUUUUUUGUCUUUUGCUCAGCGAAGCGCCAAGUUUGGGUGGAAGGGUCAUGCGGUGCUACCACGACCAUUCCAAGUGCGGGCCUCGCCUCUGACCUAAUUCCAGUAUCUCAUGGACGUCGUUUUUACGCGUGUUAUUAUCUUCGCCUUCUGACGGACAGCCUGCAAGUCCCUUAAGCAGCUGCUCGCACGGUUCUUUAUCUUCGCUACGG
Molecule: messenger RNA, 693 nt
Organism: Pisolithus orientalis
Lineage: Eukaryota; Fungi; Basidiomycota; Agaricomycetes; Boletales; Pisolithaceae
Exons: 1
Coding region: 81-581 (166 amino acids)
Source: RefSeq, a predicted model, not a curated record